Eruca vesicaria subsp. sativa (arugula) is the source of this 704-nucleotide messenger RNA. NCBI's taxonomy places the organism in Eukaryota, Viridiplantae, Streptophyta, Magnoliopsida, Brassicales, Brassicaceae. The record is from the annotation of a GenBank genome assembly.
UCUUUUUUCUUCUUCUAUCAAAUCAGAUCAAACCCUAUUUUCUUGCUUCCAAAAUUUUGGAUAUAUCUUCUCAUACGUUUUAAAAUUGUGUUUUUAUUUCUUUGGCUGUAAAAAUGAGUUGCAAUGGAUGUAGAGUUCUUCGAAAAGGUUGUAGCGAAACAUGCAUUCUUCGUCCUUGCCUCCAAUGGAUCGAAUCCCCCGAGUCACAAGGCCACGCCACCUUGUUCGUCGCUAAAUUCUUCGGCCGUGCCGGUCUAAUGUCUUUCAUCUCUGCCGUGCCUGAACUAAACCGCCCUGCUUUGUUUCAGUCGUUGUUGUUUGAAGCGUGUGGGAGGACGGUUAAUCCGGUUAACGGAGCGGUUGGUAUGUUAUGGACUGGGAAUUGGCACGUGUGCCAAGCGGCGGUUGAAACUGUUCUUCGCGGCGGUACUUUACGACCUAUCUCAGAUCUCCACGAGUUGCCGUCAUUGAUCUCCUCCAAUGAGUCUUCCAAGAUAUGUACCAACCAUUGCCUAUUCUCGACCUCAAGAUCCAAGCUAUCUACCACGGAGAUGAAAGAACUUCCGGUUAACCGGAAACGGUCUGGGUUAGAUCUAACCGGUCCGGGAAGUCCAUCGGAGGAGUCAGUAACGACGUCGUGCAGUGAAAAUAGAAGCAACGGCUAUAACAAAAGAGAGAGAAAGUUAUUAAACCUUUUUGUUUAA